Messenger RNA from Erythranthe guttata (spotted monkey flower), 1658 nucleotides. The record is from RefSeq and is a predicted model, not a curated record. Lineage: Eukaryota; Viridiplantae; Streptophyta; Magnoliopsida; Lamiales; Phrymaceae.
CACACACCAAAAAGUAAAAAAAAAAUAUGGAAACCAGAUCCGCCAAGAGGAAAAAGCUUUCGAUCAACGCGCCGAUAACAAACGAAGAAGAAGAAGAAGAAGAUAGAAUCAGCGAUUUACCAGAUGACGUCAUCCACCACAUUUUCUCGUACCUUCCGAUCAAAUCCGUCGCGCAGACGAGCCUCCUCUCGAAGCGGUGGAGCAGCAUCUGGCGCAGCUUCCCAGAUCUCGACUUCACCACCGUCGCUGCCCUGACCACCACCACCAACCCCGCCGCCGCCGCCGCCCUGACCAGCAUCACCACCCCCGCCGCACUCAUCUCGAGCCUCCGCCGGAGAGUCCAGCACCACGUCUCGAAAGACGCGAAGUACGCCGAUCAAAUCUCCGCCCUAAUCGAGAAGCGCCACUCCGACAUCCGCGCCGUGAAAUUCCGAGCCUUCGUCACCUUCUCGACGCUGAACCGGCUGAUCCGCAACUCCGUCAAGCGCAACGUGCAGGAACUCGAUGUCGAGGUAUUCACCUGCGAUUACUUCAAUUUCCCCCGAAUCGUGAUGAACAGCGCCGCAUUGAAAACCCUAAGAUUGAAAUCGUGGCACCCGGGUUUCAGAUUGCCCCCUUUACAGAUAAUGAAGGAAGGGUUAAAAUCUCUAUCAGUUCUAUCCCUAUCCCGCCCGAUUUUGCACGAUAGCCCCUCACUUAUCGACUUAUUUACGAAUUCGUCCUUCCCCUCUCUCAAGAAGUUGCAUUUGGAAGCAUGUUUCGGGAUGACACAUCUCAAAAUCGAGUGUCCGGCGUUGGAGGACUUAUGCCUCGAGCACAAUUUCCAGCUGCACGAUCUCGAAAUCUCGUCCCCGAAACUCGAGAAGCUACGAGUUUUUAGCUGCUUCGACGCGAGUAGUAAUAGCAACAUCAGCCGCGUGAAAAUCGAGGCCCCUCUCCUGAAAAACAUCGUCUGGUCGUAUAACGCCGUCACACAAGAAUGCGUGUUGAACAAGUUAACUUCAUUGCACGAGGCCGUUGUGGGGUUUUUCGUACCCAACGAGGAUUUAAACGCCGCGAAAUUCCGCAGCGUGUCGAACUUUUUAACCGGGAUUUCGUGUUGCAAGUCUUUGACACUCGAAAGCCAGUGUAUUGAGGUGCUUUAUUUUCUUGUCUUAAUCGCAUCUGUUUUUUUUACGAUUAUGUCGAAAAACGAUCGAGUUUCGAUGUGUUCUUUCGGGAAACUCAAGUGUUUGGAGUUGAGUACGGGGUUCGAAAAACACAACAACUCUGCAUUGGCUGGUGUUUUUAGAAGUGCUCCUACAGUUAACACUGUCACAAUCAAGAUUCUUGGUGAUGACAAAGCUGAAAGACGACAGUGGAACAAGGAUCUAUGGCAAUCUCCUAGCUCGGGGGAAGAACGGUAUUGGGAAUCGCAAACGCAAUAUUUGAAUUCAUUUCUUCGUCACUUAAAAGAGGUAAGGAUUUUCGGAUUUACGGAAUGCGCUAACGAUGUUAGUUUGGUGAAGUUCUUGCUCAAGCAUGGCAAAGUAUUGCAACAAGUGUUUAUCUUCACAAGUCUCUCCAAGCCAAGAGAUUCCCUUUUGAGAGAAAAGAUCAAAUCGCAGAUUAUGGGCUUUUCUCGGGCUUCUUCGAACGCUAACAUUGUUUUUAAGUAG